AUGUUUCCCGGCUUUAGCAACUUCUCGUUGGUAGAACUCAGCGAAUACGGCGGGACAGAUAAAGAUCCUUGGCGUGCUUCCGCCCAGAACACGAUUUUGAAGCUUCUUGCGGGCAACAAAGCCAUCGUGGCCACAGCGUUUAGAUUCAAGAAUGCGCUUGCAUUAGUGGAACUCAUUUGCCUCGAUAAAUUAGUCCUAUCUAUUGGCGGUUUCGAUCAGUCACAUGUGGCUAUCGCAGCGAACAGUCACACUGUCUAA
Pyrenophora tritici-repentis Pt-1C-BFP is the source of this 258-nucleotide messenger RNA. Lineage: Eukaryota; Fungi; Ascomycota; Dothideomycetes; Pleosporales; Pleosporaceae. The record is from RefSeq and is a predicted model, not a curated record.